AUGAAAUUGUUACGUGUAACGAAUUCGUGGUACAAGUAUAGGGGCGUUGGACUCACAGACCAGAUAUUUGAAAUAUUAACGAAAUCGUGUAGAAAUUUUAGUAACGCUGUAAGUACAGCGGGACAGGAAUGCAUUUUAGAUUCCUGCAGUAUCAGUCCAACAUGCAAGGAACCACGCGUUAUAAUUGUGGGCGCUGGAAUGGCGGGCUUGUCAGCUGCAAACCGUCUUACUCAAUGUGGCAUACGAAAUUUUAUAGUCUUGGAAGCUAAGGAAAGACCAGGCGGCAGAAUACAUUCGUGUUGGCUGGGUGAUGUAAUUAUUGAAAUGGGUGCCGAAUGGAUUUAUGGAGCUUGCUUACCUAAUUCUAUAUAUACAUUAGCAUCACAAGACAGACUACUACAAUCACCGUUACCGCGACUGGAUUCCACAAAAGGCUUAUUUUGCACCAGUGAGGGCCGUGCAGUUGAUUUACCUGUGACAAUAACAGCUUAUCAUACAUUCAGGCAAAUAGAACAACAAGCUGCAAACUUAUUUCGGUUAGGCUGUGAAAGGCAGCAUGGCACGCUACUUAAUUUUAUAGGUUUGCGUAUUCAACAGGAAUUACACAACUUUCCUGAAGACCAGAGGAAUGACGCGGCCAGGGUUAUGUUUGGAUUAACAAAUAUCCUCAGAAACAAAUGCGGGGAUGAUUUAUCACUUGUAAGUGCCGAUCAAUAUGGAAGUUAUAUUGAGCUACCCGGUGGCAGCGUACGGGUUCCAUUGGGAUAUGUUGGUGUUAUAGCACCAUUGCUGCGGGGCUUGCCCGACAAUUGUAUUCGCUAUAAUAAGUCCGUCAAUGUAAUUCGUUGGGGCAAAGGACAAACGGGAAGCGGUCGUGUUUUAGUCAAAUGCUGCGAUGGUGAAGAGUUAAAUGCGGAUUAUGUCAUCAUUACGAUAUCUCUAGGAUGUCUAAAAUGCCAAGCAGAUAAACUUUUCGCCCCACCACUCCCUACGUGCAAGUUAAGCGCUAUAUGUAGUCUGGGUUACGGCUUAAGUGACAAAGUGUUCCUGGAAUACGCUGAGCCAUAUUGGGUUUGCCAUGAAGGUAACUUGAAAUUAGCAUGGUCACCUGAGGAGCUACAAAGCAGAUGUGAUUGGACCCGAGGAAUUUGUUCAGUGGACGAAUUGCCUGGCAGUAAGCAUGUAUUGUGCGCUUGUAUUUCGGGACAAGAAGCCGCUGUAAUGGAAUCAAUGUCAGAUAACGAUGUUGCUGAAGGGUUGACAUGUCUAUUACGAAGAUUUACUGGUAACCCUUGUUUGCCAUAUCCUCAAAUGAUGUUGAGAUCCCGAUGGGCUUUGGACCCUCAUUUUUGUGGAGCUUAUUCGUAUAUGAGUUGCAGCUCUACUGUGAGCCACCAAUGUGAACUCGGUACUCCAGUGCCGGGCCCCUGUGACUCGCAACCUCCGAUACUUCUAUUUGCUGGUGAAGCAACAGUACCUGGUCAUUUCGCUACUGCGCAUGGCGCUAGAUUGAGUGGAGUUCGCGAAGCCGAACGUAUCAUACAAUUGACAAAAAAAUUUGAUGGUCCUCCGCGU
Molecule: messenger RNA, 1575 nt
Organism: Brenthis ino (lesser marbled fritillary)
Lineage: Eukaryota; Metazoa; Arthropoda; Insecta; Lepidoptera; Nymphalidae
Source: the annotation of a GenBank genome assembly